AUAAUACAGUGUGGUACAGCGUCUGUACCUGUUCUUUCUUUGCUCUUCAUGCCAAUAUAUCUUGUCUUUGAUCUCAAGGCCAGCCGCGUAAUUUACAACAACAAAAUACUGACAGGUUGUCCAGAAAUGUGAAACAAAAGACAGGAGAAUAACACAGGCGUUGGCGCUGUCUUGCUGUUAGAAUUCCGAGAAAAACGAUACACGAAUGAAUUAUCAUGGAAUCUGUUAUCAAAUAUCCCACCGAUGGCGACGAGAUUGUGAUAUAUCCCAAAGAUUCAAAAAAUUUGAAAUGUCACAUUUACCCAGGUACAGAGGUGUUCUUUACAGAAUGUCAUAUUUGUUAUCACAAAAUUUUGGGUGGCCUCGAGGAUAUCGCGGAACACACCAAGAGUCGAGAACACAUCGAGAACAAACACACUCUGAUGUCGUUCCUAAAUAUAAACAAUAUCCAAGGAGGAAGUACCGAGCCAGAAUUGAAUGACAACAACGAGACUAAAUACUUCAUCGAAAGUGGAAAAAAAUCGGAUGAGCAUGUCGUUCAAGUGUUGGAAUUACCUCGAGGCACUCCAAAACAUGAAGGAAGAGUAUUUCAUUGGUGUAAUCUAUGCAAAAUCAGAGUCCCCAAUGACUGCACUGCAGAUGAACAUUUAAAAAGUGUCCUUCACACAGAAAAUUCAAGAGAUACUCUUGAAGUGACUGUGUUGCCCCAUCAUAAUUCUGGGGAGGAAAAUGAAGUCGAAAAAUCGUUUACAGGUAUUUUCUUGAAAUUAACUUGGAAGGUCUGUGCAAUAUGUGAUCAACGAAAGUUAUUGGACGAUGAUGCGGUUCGUGAGCACGUAAAAGGAUGGCCCCAUCGUUAUAAAUUAUGGAGCCUCUCGGAAGCCCAAUUAGAGGCCCUUUCUGUGGAGCACCUACCAGAGAAAUUCGAAUCAAUCCCCAAUAGCAAACAGAAGUUACUCUGUACAGUAUGCAAAUCCAAAGUAAAAAUUAAACGACUCGAUGGUCAUACGAGAAAAUGUCAUGUUCAAGACAUGAAUGUUGAAGUGAAAUUGGGAGAAGAAAAAACAACGGAAGAAACUAAAAAAAAUCUGGAGGAAGGAAAGCCAGAGGAUUUGUUGAAGGUAUCAGGAGGGAACGACAAAGUAACUGAUAAAAGAGAUAAGUCACCCAGACAGUUUCCGGUCCGCCUUUCUGCCUUGCCUCUGGGGUCUAAAAAUUCUGAAAAUACAACCGCCAAACGCUUGAUAUCCUCUUUCUGCUUGGACAAUCAAAAAGAUUCAGUCUCCUCUCCGCUCUCUUUUAAACUAAACUCUAACAACAUUCGCCGUCGGAGUCUCAGUAAUGUCUAUUGCUGGGACGGGGGAAUUAGAAACGGCAGCAGCAAAGAAGACAAGGAGAAUGAAGCGGAGAUCAAUGCUGAAUUGAAAUUCGGCGAUGAGAGAAAUUAUGAUAAAUAUAUUGCACUUUCAACUUCUCGGAAGGGCGUUCCUAUCGAAAUUAUGCUACAGUAUCAUUACGUAGGUGAUACCAUUGAUUACAUCGAGUGUAAAAUCUGUGACACUAAAAUUCGAGAGACUCCUCAUACUCCAGCAACUUUAGAGUAUCUCCAACAUUCGAAUUCGGAGGAGCACAGGUAUAAUGAAAAUGCAUUCAUUGACAGUUGGAAAUCGUCAGUAUCUUCUCGCGCUGCUAUAUCUGCAGCACCUCCUGAAUCAGCUGAGAAGAAGAAUCCGAAAGAAUCCUCAAAUAAUGAAACUCUCCCUCAGAGUAUCAGGAAUGUCUUCUGUGAAAUCUGCAACUGCAUUAUUACUGGGGGUUAUUGGAAUGUCAAUGCGCACAGAAACAGCAAAGAGCACAAGCAGAAUGAAGCGAAAAUUAAUUCUGAAUUGGAAUUCCGCGAUGAGAGACGUGACGAUAAAGAUAUUGUACCUUCACCUCCUCCCAAAUCUGCGUGGAAUGGCGUUCCUAUCGAAAUUAUGGUACAGUAUCAUUACGUUGGUGACACCAUUGAUUACAUCGAGUGUAAAAUCUGUGACAUUAAAAUUCGAGAGACUCGUCAUACCCCAGCAACUUUAGAGUAUCUCCAACACUCGAAUUCGGAGGAGCAUAAGUAUAAUGAAAAUGUAUUCCUUGACAGUUGGAAGUCGUCAGCAUCUUCUUACGCUGCUGUAGCCGCAGCACCUCCUCAAUCAGCUGAGAAUAAGCGAGAGAAAAAAAAGGCCCAUAAAACAAUUCCGUGCCAGGUGUGUGGUGAAAAUUUCACGAAGGGAAGUCUUCACGAGCACAUGACAGAACAUUUUUGGAAACGUUUUCUCAAGCCUUCCUUGGAGAAUCUUGAAGAAUCUACGGAUAAUACUCAUGAGGAGAAUGUAAAUGGAGAGCUAAAACCAGUGGAUUUGGUGACGGGUGAAGACGAAUCUGAUGGAGAUUCCUCUCAUUCUUUGAUUGCUAACUCACCGGCGAAGAAAGUGACGUCAUCUGCACAUUUCAGAACAAAACCCCUGGACAUCGAAUUAGAUAGCGGCCCGAACAUCUACGAGAUCAACGACCAGAGAAUAAAACACAUCCAGCUAGGUGUUCUCCUGUCUUUCACCAUCGACAUCGACAAUAUCUACUGCCUCGUGUGCCAGAAGUGCAUUAAAAAUUCUCUCCAGAAUUUCUACGAGCAUUUGAGUUCACUUCACCAUCUAAAGUAUUUACAGAACAUGAUAAAUGAUCACCAGAAGUUCAAGGACUUUCCAGAUCAAUUCAGUGAUCUAGCUCUUGCUGAAGAAUAUAUGGAAGAAGUUUCAGAAGAGGAAGUCAAGUGUCACGCUUGUGGUUUUUCUAUUCCUAACAAUUCCUGUAAAUUAAGUAAUCACAUUAAUGAUCCGACUCAUGCAAAACAGUGGGCAUUAUUAGAAUCAAACAAGAAAGAAGUCUUUCAUGCUCUUCAUUCGAGAAUGCAAUCGAAUUUUUAUAAUGUCCGUAGAUACUGGUGUGUCUUUUGUAGAACAAUAUCUAUUGUCGAAAUAGAAUUUCGAGAGCAUUUGCGAGAUAAGGGCCAUCUCAAAAAAAUUAAACAAUACGAAAACGAGACAUUAAUCUUUGACUAUUGCGCUAUUUGUGCGAGUCUCUGGUACGGUGUUCUCCAUACCUUCUCCUAUCACUCGCAAUGCAAAAUGCAUAAAGAUGCAGCAUAUCACAAUUACUACAUGGUGAACAAACUCCCAGAAUCUGCUGAGAAACUUUUGUAUGCAGUUGAGGAUAACAUCGAAAAAAUUCUCGCUGAAGUUAAUGCACGUAGGAUCGAUGAGAAGAAGAAAGAGGAUCAAGUCAUCAGAGAUUUGAAAAAAAUUUCUAAGCAGAGAUAUCCUCGCGUUGAGGCUUACCCCUUUGGCUCCAGGGUUAAUGGACUUGGUGGGGCAAAUAGCGACCUUGAUAUCUUCCUGGACUGCAGCACUGGGAAGUGUCCGGUGUAUGCUGGAGAAAAUUCCAGUGAUAAACAAGUACUGGAUCGUUUGGUGAACAUAAAAAAAUGUCUAGAAGGAGACCCUCAGACCUGGUUCAUUAACAGACUCGUUGAAGACUGCAGAGUUCCAAUCAUAACGAUCACUCACAGAUUCACUGGAAUAGAAUGCGACAUUUCAGCUACCAACGGUCUUACCGUUGAGAAUACGAAGAUUAUUGGUGCUUAUUGCAAUAAUUAUCCAAACUGUCGUAAGUUGAUUAUCUUUCUGAGAAAUUGGAUGGUGUAUUGUGAGCUGACAGGAGUCAAUGGGAUCAAUAGUUAUACAAUAGCUUGGCUGGUGAUCUACUUUCUGCAAGUAGUGUCUAUUCUACCGACGAUUUUCGAAUUGAUAGACAGUAAUAAAGCCUCAAAUAUUGUCGCUGGAUGGGAAACUGGAGUUCUCAUUGAUUUCGAACCGCGUAGAACUGACCAAAGCUUCAGGGAACUUCUCACGCAGUUUUUUAAAUUUUAUGCAAGCUUUGAUUAUCGAAACAAUGUCAUCUGUCCACUGCUUGGGGAACCUGUGAAAAAGACACUGUUCUCGAAUCCUAAUGAAUUACCGUCCGCCAUGAAGCCUUAUCUUAAUUCCCUCAAUGGGGAAAAUGGGGUGCCUUUUAGAGUGGACUCUGUUCUUUGUUUGCAAGAUCCUUUUGAUCUCGCGCAUAACCUUUGUAAAGCUGUCAAAAAGCUCACGGUGUAUAAACUCCAAACUUUUUGCACUCUCAGUGCACAAACACUUGAUAAAAAUUCCUAAAUGGAAAGCUUCAGUUACA
Messenger RNA from Fopius arisanus, 4263 nucleotides. RefSeq lists its product as uncharacterized. The record is from RefSeq and is a predicted model, not a curated record. The coding region runs from base 216 to 4244 and encodes 1342 amino acids. The transcript is spliced from 2 exons. NCBI's taxonomy places the organism in Eukaryota, Metazoa, Arthropoda, Insecta, Hymenoptera, Braconidae. Gene Ontology annotation, molecular function: RNA uridylyltransferase activity; nucleic acid binding; zinc ion binding.